Messenger RNA from Phycodurus eques (leafy seadragon), 1626 nucleotides. RefSeq names its product cytosolic iron-sulfur assembly component 2B (gene ciao2b). Lineage: Eukaryota; Metazoa; Chordata; Actinopteri; Syngnathiformes; Syngnathidae. The record is from RefSeq and is a predicted model, not a curated record. Gene Ontology annotation, cellular component: cytosolic [4Fe-4S] assembly targeting complex. The transcript has 4 exons. Gene Ontology annotation, biological process: iron-sulfur cluster assembly. Bases 472 to 900 code for a protein of 142 amino acids.
UUUCAGUGUCCAUGCACUGCCGUCUAUUGGCACGUAUACCUCCCUAACAUGGCCGCUAUGUAGGCACGUCAGUUAACCGGGUGGCUACAGCGUGCUGGCGUAUCUAGUGUUCUUUUCUAUGAUGUAUGCUACUCAUUAGCUACUCCAACGAUGACAGGGAGAUUGUCGUUGUAACGACCAAAUAGAUGUCUUAUUACUACGUACAUUUACCCAUGUUAGUGUUUUUCUGGUGUUCAAGUCGUAUCCCAAAUAUAAAAGCUUGGAUUUAAAAUAAUGUAUUUUUACUGCGGUGGAGAUCGCCUUUUGGACUCUGUCGCUCUCCGUUGUCCCGGAAGUGUCUUGUGUUUUACUCAUACGCAUGCGCAAUUAUUCCAGAACGUGCGUUAUGUUUUGGUAACGGCGCACUCAGUGUAUGUUUAGCUUGCAUAUCCACGGGCUCUCAGUCUCUUUGGCUUAAAGUACCGCUACAAAAUGUCGGGCGGGACCCAGUUGGAAAACGCCAACCCGGUCAUAUUCGAGCGGUCCGGCGAGAGGUUGCUGACGGCCGCCGACGAGGACGAAGACGUCCACGACCCCAUCGACGACAGGGAAAUCUUUGAUCUGAUCAGAUCAAUCAAUGAUCCCGAACAUCCGCUCUCUCUGGAGGAGCUCAACGUGGUGGAGCAAUUCAGAGUCAAAGUGAACGACACCGACAGCAACGUGGACGUGGAGUUCACGCCCACCAUCCCCCACUGCAGCAUGGCCACGCUCAUCGGCCUGUCAAUCAAAGUCAAGCUGCUGCGCUCGCUGCCCGACCGAUUCAAGUUGACCUCAAAAUUCUGGAAAACCCUUCUACCUACGUAUAAUGCAUUUUUACAAUGCAUGAUUUUGCUUCUACCCAUAUCAAAACAUGAAGUAUGAUCUGUAUUUUGUUGUUUUUUUUCUUCCAAUAAUUAUUCUGAAGUUAAGCACUUUAUUUGAACAGGUAAUCAUUUUUUGUUUAUUUACUUGCUCUUAUUUUGAAAUUCACAGCCCUACUUUUAUUUAGUAUAUGCGAAAACACACAUUUGUGCUCAUAUGUAGGAUUAACCAGGCAGCAUUUGUAAGAUGGGUACAAUUCUUUUAAGAAAGCGUGUAGGACUAGGUGAAACGCAUUUAAUUUUAUUUUAAUGGGAUUCAAAUUAAGCGGUCAAGCAUUUCAGAAAAGCUUUAUCAUCAAACAAAACAUAACCAUAAAGAAAUUAAUGAUGGUUGUUGUUCAGUCAUAUUUAUAAAAAAACAAAAAAACAAAAAAUCACAAAUUCUGCCAGGGUAUGUAAACGUGCACAACUGUACAUAUAUGCAGUCAUAUGUACCCCUGUCAUAUUGGAAUGAAAGUGUAGGGUACACCUUUUUACACCUCAAGGUGCUGGUGGCAAAUUAGAAUGAAAGUGUACACCUUUCUCAUAACCUGUAGCUGGUAGUGGCAUUUUGGAAUGAAAGUGUACAGCUUUUUUAUAGCCACUAAAUGGCGGCAUACAUUUAUAAAAUGUGCAGGUUUUUCCCUUUUGCCCCUGUACCUAUGUAUAAUGUGCACUCUUGACUUUUGACAUUUAUUGGGGGCAAAAAAAUGUGCAUUAUACACGAGAAAUUACGGUAUAUUGUCAC